AUGUCAGACCUUGAAGAACCAACCGCCCAAGGUCUCAGUCAACAAAUCGAGGCACUAUGCACAGAGCUCGCACCCCUGACCGAGGAAUAUGAAACAGCAGAGAGCGUCCUCAACCAAGACCCUCUCAUUCGCAACAUGCGUCAAGCCCGCAGCGCAUUGAGCCUCAGUUUCGCCAUCCCUUCAUCGCCACACAUCGCAGCCGCUAAAGAGGCCUACAUAGCCGCCAUCCCGACAUUGGAAGAGCUUGUACCCCGUGUUGAGGCAAAUCACGAGCGCUUCUCCGAGCUCGAAGACGAAUGUCUGGAAUUGGCCAACGAACACCUAGAGGGGUUUGUGGAGUUAAAGUCGGAAAUCUUCGCCCACGAGCAGCAAGACCUCUUUCUCGCCCUGUUUGGUUUGAUGGGUUUGACUUCAUCUCUCGCGCACGAGUCGGAAACGACCAAAGAAUACUAUGGCAGAUGUUUGGAGCAGGCUAAGAGUGAUAUCGUUGGCACCACUGAGUGGGCUGAUGAGAUCUCGCCAUUUCGGGCGUACAGGACCUCGACGAGACAUCAUGGCAGGAACGGAGAUCUGUAA
Ramularia collo-cygni is the source of this 576-nucleotide messenger RNA. RefSeq lists its product as uncharacterized. Lineage: Eukaryota; Fungi; Ascomycota; Dothideomycetes; Mycosphaerellales; Mycosphaerellaceae. The transcript has a single exon. The record is from RefSeq and is a predicted model, not a curated record. Bases 1 to 576 code for a protein of 191 amino acids.